This is a messenger RNA of Funneliformis geosporum, 663 nucleotides long. The record is from the annotation of a GenBank genome assembly. NCBI's taxonomy places the organism in Eukaryota, Fungi, Glomeromycota, Glomeromycetes, Glomerales, Glomeraceae.
AUGAACCGUCUCUUUGGAACCUCAAAAAAGACACCCAAACCAUCAUUACCCGAUGCUAUUGCUGCUACGGAUACGCGAGUGGAUGCAGUUGAGGUGAAAAUAAAAAAACUUGACGCGGAAUUAGCUAAAUAUAGAGAUCAAAUGAAAAAAAUGCGUGAUGGGCCAGGAAAGAAUGCAAUUAAAAAUAAAGCAUUACGAGUUCUAAAACAAAAGAAAUUGUAUGAAACUCAAAGGGAACAACUUCAACAACAAUCUUUCAACAUGGAACAAGCAUGUUUCACCAACGAAAAUUUACGUAAUGUAAUUUCCACAAUUGAUGCAAUGCAAAUCGCUAACAAAGAAAUGCAAAAACAAUAUAAAAAGAUAGAUAUAAAUAAGAUUGAGAGCAUUCAAGAUGAUAUGGAAGAUUUGUUUGAACAAGCUAAUGACAUACAAGAAUCACUUGGAAGAACAUAUGGAGUCCCUGAGGAGAUCGAUGAUGAGGAAUUGGAAGCAGAAUUGGAUGCUUUGGGAGAGGAAUUAAAUUUUGAGGAAGAGGAAGAGCCAUCAUAUUUACAAGAAACACCUGAACCAAACGCUGGACUUAAUGAAUUGGAAGGAACAGAGAGCACUAAAGUAGAUGAACUGGGAACACCAGAAAAUCCAAUUAGAAAUGUUGCAUAG